Messenger RNA from Moneuplotes crassus, 2102 nucleotides. The record is from the annotation of a GenBank genome assembly. Lineage: Eukaryota; Ciliophora; Spirotrichea; Euplotida; Euplotidae.
AAUGACUUCACUGCAUACAAAAGCAAAAGUGCGGGAUGGCAAGAAGAAUAAUAUUAGUGCUAACAAGCUAGUUCAUGAGGGUAAUUUAGACUCAGGAUUAAAUAAUAACGAAAACCAAGAAUAUGGACAAUUUUCAAUUUCUGCUCAUUCUUCAGACCCUGAUAAUAUUUUAAACCCGAAGGAACUUUUUGGAUUAAAUCAAGGAAUUGAGGAUGAACAGGCAGACGAAGACCAGUGCUCUGUAAAUGCUGAGGAAAGCAAGUCAGAAUCUCCCCAUAGCCACCUCGGUGAUAUUCUAGGGAAUACACUACUGGAUUUGCCCAACCAGAAGCAUAAUUAUUGCCAAUAUAACCCGAUUUUUAAGAAGCAAAAGAAUGGAAAACCAAAUAAGAAGAGAAAAGGAAAUUCUCCUAAAAUUUCAACAAAGAAAAAGAGGAUGCAGAACUUGAAAGAUAAGAUAAUGAAACUUAGCAAGGUUAAGGAUGUCCCAGUACAGAAGAUAAUGCCAGCAUUUUUGGACUUCAUGUCAACUGUGCUGUGGAAGCUGGAGCAAAAUCCUGAUCUGUAUAAUCAACUUUUUGAUAAAUAAGGAACUUGGGGUGAUAUGUCAAAGUGAUCCCGAGGAAAAUAAAGAUGAUGAAGAUCCACAGCUUUCUGAUGAUAACCAGGAGGAUUGUGAUAGCGAGUCUGUAGAAGACAUGUCUAAUAAGUUUCAACACUCAAACGUGAAGUAUUUUGAAAAAUUACGAAAUAAGUCAAUCUCGGCUCGUGAAUCUCAAAAAGAAGAAAAGCUUAGUUUUAAGGGCAAACUUGGAAAUUCUUCAAAAUGUGGAGAAAGUGUUGUGAAUAUCCCUAUUGAUGCUGCCCAAGCUCUCAAAGAUGGGCACCCAACCAAAUGUAAUAAAUCCAUUGCUGAUAACAAGUCUUUCUCGUUUAAGAACCUUAGCAAUAAGAACAAAGUGAAGAACGAUGAAAAAGAUACUAUUAAAGAUGCAUUAGAUUCGAAAAAUUCAAGUCAGAAAUUAGACAUAAAAAUUCAUGAACCAAUGCAGGAGCAAAUUCCCGAAGAGUAUAACUAUUCUAAACUAGGCUUCUCAAGUAUGAAUCUGGGGAUUGAUAACCGGCAGGAGGAGAAAGAGGCUGAAAAUGAUAAAAGUCUUGCAUCUUUUGGUCAGAAGAUCGGAAACAAGUCACGACCAAAAAGUCCCUCAAAUAACUUGUUGUUCCCAGACUCAAAAUCAAGAGGAUUUCGACAAGCUUUUGACGAUUGCCAAAACAAUCUUGAUGACAACUCGAAUAACUUUGAGCACAAGUUUUUGUUUGGCAACGAGUCUCGCAGGGUUAAUGAAGAGAACUCGAUGAGCAUGAUGUUUAAGAACCAGCAUUCGAAUCAUUAUCUGGCAUAUCACGGAACUCCGAAUAAAGCUGAAAUCUCACAACAGAAUAUGUUCGAUCAUGGUGAAAAUAGUAAUAUCAGUGCAAUUUUUCCGAGUGUUGACCAUAAUGACGAAACUAACAAGAGGUUAACAUAUAAGGAGAUCAUCAACGAGAACAGCCAGUUUGGCAUGAACUUGCUUCAACAGCAUAAUGAAGGAAUUGAAGAACAAGAAUCGGUGAAGCAAAAUGAUGAAAUUGAAGAGGCACAUCAAAAUUUUCAGCAUUUUUCGAGAUCAUUUUUGCACCAGGAUAAUUUAAUCAAUAACGAAACUGUUCCAGAACCUGAUCGAAAGAUGACUGAAGACAUCCGUGGACCUAAUAAUGACUCAAUGAAGGAGGAAUGUAGCUUACCUCAUCCCAAUAUUUUCUUUAAUCUCAAAAAUGGAAAAAAUAAAAUCGAUUUAAAACCACGAAAAGAGACCGGCCAAAAAUCAAUAAACAGGCAAAAGAAGCGAAAUAAGAAAGGAUCAAGAAAGCGGAAAGACAAAGCUGAGAAUAGGUGAGGGAUGGGGUCAAUGCUCUUGUUCAAUGACCUUGGGAUGGGAUGAUUCCCCAUGCCUAUCAACAAUCCAAUGUUCACUCAAAAUAACUCUGCAAUGGUGAAUCCCUAUUUCCACUUAUUAGCAGAUAUGUCACGGAAAAAGAAGAGCAAGAUGACACACUAA